UGGUCAUACUGAAAAGAGUUCGAGGUAUUGAGUGCGACUCCAUUUGGUUUCCGAUUUCCUUAAUAAAUUUGAGUCGCGUGUCUUGAACAUUCUCCGGCGUAUCCUCCGGUGUGCCAAAGAACUGGACCUUAUCAUCUCCGGCAUGUCCGAGUGUAUGACCGCGUCCGACGCCAUCAUCCAUCACACCCCUUCUUCAUCUCAUGCAAUUAACACAUACGAUGUAUUUGUGAGCUUUCGUGGUGAAGACACGCGCAACAACUUCACUAGUUCUUUCUUUGGAGCUCUCCGUCGAGAAGGCAUUGAUGCCUUCAAAGAUGACGAAUAUCUCAAAAAAGGUGAAUCCAUAGCACCCGAGCUGCUGCAAGCCAUUCAAGGCUCUCGAGUUUUCGUUGUUGUCUUCUCAAAGAACUAUGCUUUCUCCACUUGGUGCUUACGUGAACUGUCAGAGAUACUUAACUGCGUUAAUACUUCAAGACGUGUUUUACCUAUAUUUUACGAUGUUGAUCCUUCGGUGGUGCGCAAACAGAGUGGAUGUUAUGAGAAAGCAUUUGCAGAACACAAAAAUAGAUUCAGAGAGGAUAAGGUGAAGACGGAGGAGCUCAAAUGGAGAGAAGCUCUCACACAAGUGGCCAAUCUCUCCGGUUGGGAUAUCCGAAAUAAGUGAGUACUCUUCUCUCUCAAUUCAAUAAUUAGUAACCUGGACAUGAUAGAAGUAUCAAUUGAUUUGAUGACAAAUCUAGCUUUAUUGAUAUUUGGAAGUGCUUCACAAAAAUUAAACUGCGGUUGCCUAUAUAUACGGUAUUCUGCAUCUUUUUAACUAGUUUUGCUCAUAGGCUAAUCACAAUAUCUUAUAGCUUUCUACGACUUUCUUUAUGCUAAUUAUGAUUUGUCUUAUGUCAUUAUCUAAAAACAGAGG
Vigna umbellata (rice bean) is the source of this 916-nucleotide messenger RNA. NCBI's taxonomy places the organism in Eukaryota, Viridiplantae, Streptophyta, Magnoliopsida, Fabales, Fabaceae. The record is from RefSeq and is a predicted model, not a curated record.